Molecule: messenger RNA, 1779 nt
Organism: Glarea lozoyensis ATCC 20868
Lineage: Eukaryota; Fungi; Ascomycota; Leotiomycetes; Helotiales; Helotiaceae
Product: S-adenosyl-L-methionine-dependent methyltransferase
Exons: 3
Coding region: 1-1779 (592 amino acids)
Source: RefSeq, a predicted model, not a curated record
AUGGCACCCUCAAAAAAGCCCUCCAAGUCACCUGGCAAAACCACCAAAAUACCCAUCCCACAAUCCACCGACCCCCUCCUCACCCAAGAAAACUUUGAAAAAGAACUCAAAGCUCUCGCCUCCAAGGCAAAGGAAGAAACCACCGCAAAAUGGGCGCGCGAACAAGCUUGGGUCUUGAUCCAAUCCGGCACCCUCCUCUCACUCGCGGCCAUCUACUCAAACGUCUCGCUACUCAGUCUGAGUCCGGUGUAUGGCUCGAUACCGAGUUCAACCUACCAUUCUAAGGGUGUUAUGAGCGCGUGUUUCCUGGGAUGGAGUUUGAACUUGUUUUUGAAAAGGAGGAUUCCUGUUAAGCCGAUUUUGCUGUUGCCGGUUCUGGCGGCGUAUAUUCCUGUUAUUCAAUUCUUCCUUUGCAAAUUCAGCGGGACUUUUGGCGGGAGAUAUGGACCGAUUCUUAUUGAGACUCUGAGUUUCUUGCCGUUGUUGUUUUUGAGCGUGAGUUGUACGGCCACGGUGCUGGAAGAUCUGGAUAUGAACCCCGGACGCUGGCAAUGGCUUUCAGAUGCUACGCCUGGGAUCGCGAGUUAUGCUUUUUAUAAAGCUGUGGAAUUCUAUUCGGGGAAUUACAUUUCUGGAGCGAUUGGAAGUUCGAUUGUGCAUACAAGAAUCGGACUUUCUCUGCUGCUUACGGGGUUAUAUGCGAUUUUCUCGCCCUCGAAAUUGUUGUUGUAUACACUGCCCGCGGUGCUUCAUACGGCGAUUUUCAAUACUCAUCUACCUACGCCAUAUAGUACUGCUUCUCUUAAUGCUGAGUUGCAGCAGAUGGGAUGGUCGUUAGUUGAUCGGCAAGAAUCGCUUACGGGGUAUAUUUCUAUUAUCGAGAGCGCGGAGAAUAGAUUUAGGGUUAUGAGGUGUGAUCAUAGUCUCCUCGGCGGAGAAUGGUUUUCAAGAGAUGAAGGACCAAACGAGCCUAUUUACGGUGUUUUCGUAAUGCUAGAAGCUGUGAGAUUGGUAAAAGUUGAAAUUCCAGCUCCUUAUCGUCAAAAAAGCGCUCUUGUCAUCGGUCUCGGUAUUGGAACCACCCCGGCUGCAUUCAUCGCCCACGGCAUCAACACCACAAUCGUCGAAAUUGACCCCGUCGUCCACAGCUUCGCAACCAAAUACUUCGCCCUGCCAACCACCCACACACCCGUCAUCGAAGACGCAGUCGCCUUCGCAAACCGCACCGCCAGAGCGGGAACCAAAUACGAUUACAUCGUCCACGACGUCUUCACGGGCGGCGCUGAGCCAAUUGAUCUCUUCACGUUGGAAUUUAUCCAGGAUCUCUACGACAUGCUCGAAGAUUGGGGCGUCAUUGCACUCAACUACGCAGGCGACCUCACCCUCCCCCCCUCCCGCAUAAUCACAACCACAAUCCGCACCAUCUUCCCCAGCUGCCGCAUCUUCCGCGAGUCCCCCGCGCCCUCCGCCGCCAAAAUCGCCGACGAAGGCCGCGAUUUCACCAACAUGGUCAUCUUCUGCACCAGGACCCCGGUUGAAGAAAUCGCGUUCGCGUAUCCGACUGCCCCGGAUUUCUUGAACUCGAGGGCCAGAAAGGCGUUUUUGGUGCCCCAGCAUGAGGUGCUGGAUAGUGCGUUCAAGAAAGCGGAGGAGGGCGAGAUGAGGGUGCUUACUAGGGCGAGUAGGGCGGGGUUUGAGGGGUGGCAGAGGGAGAGCGCGUUGGGGCAUUGGGGGGUUAUGAGGGGGGUGUUGCCGCCGAGGGUUUGGGAGAUGUGGUAG